AUGGAGGCUCCCUUCAGCCCCUCAACUCCGUCGCCGGCGCCCAACCUCUCCGUACCCAUCUCGCUGGGCUGGGGUCUCAACCUGACUUCCGGACAGGGAGCCCCAGUCCCGGGGCCCCCGCCUCCGCCGCCGUCCGGGCCGCCCAGCCGCCGCGUACGCCUGGUCUGCCUGGGGGUCAUCCUGGUGGUGACGGUGGCUGGCAACGCCACAGUGCUGUGUCGCCUGUGCGGCGGCGGCGGCGGCGGGCCCUGGGCGGGUCCCAAGCGUCGCAAGAUGGACUUCCUGCUGGUGCAGCUGGCCCUGGCCGACCUGUACGCGGGCGGGGGCACCGCGCUGUCGCAGCUGGCUUGGGAACUGCUGGGCGAGCCGCGCCGGGCCGCGGGCGACCUGGCGUGCCGCUGCGUGCACCUGCUGCGGGCGUCCGGCCGCGCCGCCUCGGCCCACCUCGUGGCGCUCAUCGCCCUCGAGCGCCAGCGCGCCGUGCGCCGUCCGCAGGGCCCGCCGCUGCCCGCGCGCGCCCUCGCCGCCCUGGGCUGGCUGUUGGCGCUGCUGCUGGCGCUGCCCGCCGCCUUCGUGGUGCGCGGGGGCGCCCCCUCCCCGCCGCCGCCCGCGGCGCCCCCGCCGGCCCGCUCCUGGCCGGGGGAGCGCCGCUGCCAAGACAUCUUCGCGCCGCUGCCGCGCUGGCACCUGAUGCUCUACGCGCUCUACGAGGCCUUGGCGGGCUUCGCGGCGCCGGCCGCGGUCAUGAGCGUCGCGGGCGGCCGCCUGCUCCGCGCCUGGCGGCUGCGUCCGCCCCAAGCCCCAUCGGCGGCGGCGGCACCCAGGUCAGCCAGUCCGGGCCAGGGCCCCGCGCCCAACGUGCUGCCCCGUGCCAAGGUGCAGAGCCUCAAGAUGAGCCUGGUGCUGGCGCUUCUGUUCGUGGGGUGCGAGCUGCCCUACUUCGCGGCCCGGCUGGCGGCCACGUGGUCGUCUGGACCGGUGGGGGACUGGGAGACCGACGACCUGGCGGUGGCGCUGCGCCUCGUGGGGGUGGCCAACAGCGCCCUCGAUCCCUUCGUCUACCUGUUCUUCCAGGCCGGCGGCUGUCGGCUCAGGCAGCGCCUGCGGAGGCGCCUGGGCGCGCUGUGCUGCCCGCUAGAGGGGGUCGCGGAGGACGAGGAGGGGGCCCGGGGCCACCAGGCGCUCCACCGCCACCGCUGGCCCCACCCGCAUUAUCACCACGCCCGGCGGGAGCAGCCCGAGCAGGGUUACCCGCGCCCACCUCCGCCGCGCCCCCGGCCGCCGCCCUGCUCCUGCGAAAGCGUCUUCUAG
Dama dama (fallow deer) is the source of this 1311-nucleotide messenger RNA. It is a transcript of the gene GPR150, whose product is annotated as G protein-coupled receptor 150. The record is from RefSeq and is a predicted model, not a curated record. Gene Ontology annotation, molecular function: peptide binding; G protein-coupled receptor activity. NCBI's taxonomy places the organism in Eukaryota, Metazoa, Chordata, Mammalia, Artiodactyla, Cervidae. The transcript has a single exon. Gene Ontology annotation, biological process: G protein-coupled receptor signaling pathway. Gene Ontology annotation, cellular component: membrane. The coding region runs from base 1 to 1311 and encodes 436 amino acids.